Messenger RNA from Capra hircus (goat), 3250 nucleotides. It is a transcript of the gene COQ8A, whose product is annotated as coenzyme Q8A. The coding region runs from base 160 to 2106 and encodes 648 amino acids. The record is from RefSeq and is a predicted model, not a curated record. Gene Ontology annotation, molecular function: kinase activity. The transcript is spliced from 15 exons. Gene Ontology annotation, cellular component: extrinsic component of mitochondrial inner membrane. NCBI's taxonomy places the organism in Eukaryota, Metazoa, Chordata, Mammalia, Artiodactyla, Bovidae. Gene Ontology annotation, biological process: ubiquinone biosynthetic process.
AGUGGCCCGCGGGGCAGGGCUGAGGGCUCUGGGUCUCCGGGCGCGGGCGAGUUGGUAAACAGAUCCGGAGCGCGUGCCGGGCGCCAGCGCUGAGGCGAGCGCGCGGAGGUUGCGCGAAGGUGACCGCGGAUCCUAGCUUCCUGCAGCCGGCCCUGAAGGAUGGCUGCCAUGUUGGGGGACGCCAUCAUGUUGGUCAAAGGCUUUGCCAAGCUGACCCAGGCGGCCGUGGAGACCUACCUGCAGCACCUGGGCCUCGGCGGGGAGCUCCUCGUGGCGGUCAGGGCCAUGCAGUCCACCGCCGCAGAGCAGGUCGGCAUGGUCUUUGGGCAGGUGCAGGGUCAGGAGAAGCCUGAAGACUAUUACUCCGAGAGCCUCGAUGACCCUGAAGGAGCAUUCCACUUCUCAGGGAUGAGGGCCGAGAGCACCUCUGAGGAUGUCUCUGCAGCCUCCUCCCCGGAGCAGUCACCUCCGCCCUGGGCUCAUGCCGCAGGCAGCGAGGGCCCUGCUCCUGCCUAUGCUGCCAGCGGACCCUUUCGGGAAGGCGGGGUCCCGGGCCAGGCCGCCUCCCCUCUGGGCAGGGUAAUUGGGAGGCUCUUCGCAAGUCCCAGAGACCCAUUCUCUGCCUCGGGCCUUCAGCGGAGGGUCUACCACCAGGACCAGUCAUCCAUGGGCGGCCUCACGGCUGAGGACAUUGAGAAGGCCCGGCAGGCCAAGGCUCGCCCCGAGAGCAAGCCUCACAAGCAGACACUCAGUGAGCAUGCUCGCGAGCGGAAGGUACCAGUUACACGGAUUGGGCGGCUGGCUAACUUUGGAGGUCUGGCCGUAGGUCUGGGCUUUGGGGCCCUGGCCGAGGUUGCCAAGAAGAGCCUCCGCCCUGAGGACCCCUCAGGGAGGAAGGCCGUGUUGGACUCCAGCCCCUUCCUGUCGGAGGCCAACGCGGAGCGCAUCGUGCGCACGCUGUGCAAGGUGCGCGGGGCAGCGCUCAAGCUGGGCCAGAUGCUGAGCAUCCAGGAUGAUGCCUUCAUCAACCCCCAUCUGGCCAAGAUCUUCGAUCGGGUCAGGCAGAGUGCAGACUUCAUGCCGCUGAAGCAAAUGAUGAAAACUCUCAACAACGACCUGGGCCCCAACUGGCGGGACAAGCUGGAGUACUUCGAGGAGCGGCCCUUCGCCGCUGCCUCCAUCGGGCAGGUGCACCUGGCCCGCUUGAAGGGGGGCCGCGAGGUGGCCAUGAAGAUCCAGUACCCUGGCGUGGCCCAGAGCAUCAACAGUGAUGUCAACAACCUCAUGACUGUGCUGAACAUGAGCAACAUGCUUCCAGAAGGCCUGUUCCCCGAACACCUGAUCGAAGUGCUGCGGCGGGAGCUGGCCCUUGAGUGCGACUACCAGCGGGAGGCCGCUUGCGCCCGCAGGUUCAGGGAGCUACUGAAGGACCACCCCUUCUUCUACGUGCCCGAGAUCGUGGACGAGCUCUGCAGCCCCCACGUGCUGACCACAGAGCUGGUGUCUGGCUUCCCCCUGGACCAGGCCGAGGGGCUGAGCCAGGAGAUUCGAAAUGAGAUCUGCUACAACAUCCUGGUACUGUGCCUGCGGGAGCUGUUCGAGUUCCACUUCAUGCAGACAGACCCCAACUGGUCCAACUUCUUCUACGACCCUGAGCUGCACAAGGUGGCUCUUCUGGACUUCGGGGCAACUCGGGAAUUUGACAGAUCCUUCACCGACCUCUACAUCCAGAUCAUCAGGGCUGCUGCUAACCAGGACAGGGAGGCUGUACUGAAGAAAUCCAUAGAGAUGAAGUUCCUCACCGGCUACGAGGUCAAGGCCAUGGAGGACGCCCACUUGGAUGCCAUCCUCAUCCUGGGGGAGGCCUUUGCCUCGGAGGAGCCCUUUGACUUUGGCACCCAGAGCACCACCGAGAAGAUCCACAACCUGAUCCCCAUCAUGCUGAGGCACCGGCUGGUCCCGCCGCCCGAGGAGACCUACUCCCUGCACAGGAAGAUGGGCGGCUCCUUCCUCAUCUGCUCGAAGCUGAAGGCCCGGUUCCCCUGCAAGGCCAUGUUUGAGGAGGCCUACAGCAACUACUGCAGGAGGCAGGCCGAGCCGCAGUAGCAGGCCCCUCCGUCCUCGGUCCUUGAGCCGCUGAAGCUAGUGGGGAGCUGGUAGUGCCGCGCUGCAUUUAAACUUCACCCGGUGGGAGAGGGCGGCCGGGCUGAUGGGGCGACGCUGCUCGGAGCCUGUUGCCCGCGCUUAUACAUGGUUUUUUGCUAAGUGGCUGUGGGGUAAGCGGAGCAAGGAUGAAAAUGCAGCCCCACUACUGUCUGUCAGAAUUUGCUUAUUGUUUAGUAAUCCUCUGAAAUGGCUCUCGAUAAAAAGACAAUUCUAUUUCCUCUUCCUUUUUGUAACAGGGGUUUUUUGCUAAUGUGAAUGUUAACCAGAAGAUAAGAGUUCUUCCUUUGAAUCCCUGCCACCAAAAACAAAAACAAAACACCAAAACCAGAAAAGCCUUUUUGGAUUUUAUUGAGUGUGUAAUAUCAGGUGUGUGUGUGUGUGUGUGUUUCUAGAAUGAGAUUUGUAUUUUCUGCCUUUUCCUCUGUGGCCUGGAUCUAGAAGUGCUGACCUGAGCAGUGCCAACAAGUACCACUUUGCCAAGCCAGGCCCACCCACACCUGCUCUCUGGCUGGUUGCUAGAGGCUUUCUUGAGAGCGGAGGUUUCCAGAGAACUGCCGCCUCCUACAAGGAGGACAGGAGCCACAGAAGGAGAGAGGGCCACACGCGCUGUCCCUGGGCUCCAAGAGAGGUGUGCGGGGGUCCUUCCUCCCGCCCCAGGCCCCUGGUCUUGAUGUGCACAUAUUACCUGCUUGGACCCAAGGGGUCAUCUCAGGCUGUGUUAAUAUUCCUACAAUUCUUGUAAUUGUCUGUACUUGUUUCAAUUAAAAAAAAAAAAAACAAAACCCUAGCAUUCUGGCAUUAAUUCUUUCACUUGCAAAGGCUUCUGAGCUGAUGGUGAUGAGCCCGAGGUCAACGUCACACCCUUUCCUGCCUCCAGAUGCUUCUGCAAGGUUUGGCCCUGUUCCCACCACGAGGCUCUCCGUACCUGAACCCAGAAGGCUUAGCCCAUAUUCAUCAUCAGAGAAAGAUGGCAGAGUUGAGUCGGAGCAGGAGACAAGUCUUGCAAAGCCGAGAGUAUUUCUUCACUGGUCCUUUACAGAUGUUUGCCAACCUCUGCACAGCUCCUGCCUCUAAAGCAUGGUUU